AUGAAGCUGCUGGUGGACACCAAGGCCGAGCGCGUGCUGUACGCGGAGGCUGGCAAGGACGUCGUGGACUUCCUCUUCUCCUUCCUCGCCCUGCCCGUCGGCAUGGCUGUCAAGGUGCUCGGGAAGAAAUCCAUGGUCGGCUGCAUGGGCAACGUCUACGCCAGCGUCGAGGCCCUCGACGACACCUACGUGGAGGCCGGCGCGGCCAAGGACGCGCUCCUCCGCCCCACCGUGGCCUCGGCGGCGGUCGGCAUGAAAGGCUCUCUGUUCAGCUUGCCGGCGCCGCCAACGCCGGUCGAUCAGUCCCUCCCAAAGAAGUUCUUCAGGUACCACAGUAAUAACCGCUCACCCUCACCGUUUGGUUUUGGUGUCGUCGUCAGCUCUUCUUCGUGUGAGGGUGAGUACUUGACGGACACGUGCAAUUGGACAUGCCCGUCGUGCUCUGGCUAUAUGAACAAGGAGAUGAGUUUUCUCUCGGCGGCGGGGUCUCGGCAGUCGGUGCAAGCGGAAGCCACAGGCAACAAUAAGAACGGGCUCGUGCGGAGCCUCGUGACGUACACUGUGAUGGACGACCUCAAGGUUGCGCCCAUGUCCACCAUCUCCGGCAUCACCCUCCUCAACACCUUUGGCAUCCCCAACAUCAGCAUGCUCAUGGAGAAAACCGUGCAGAUUGGCUACGAGGAGGGCUUGGAGAUCCUGCGCCUGUCGUUGCAGUCGAAGACGGUGCUCACUGACGUCAUCUUGAGCAAGAAAGUACAGAAGGCUUGA
Miscanthus lutarioriparius is the source of this 768-nucleotide messenger RNA. NCBI's taxonomy places the organism in Eukaryota, Viridiplantae, Streptophyta, Magnoliopsida, Poales, Poaceae. The record is from the annotation of a GenBank genome assembly.